Molecule: messenger RNA, 393 nt
Organism: Cokeromyces recurvatus
Lineage: Eukaryota; Fungi; Mucoromycota; Mucoromycetes; Mucorales; Mucoraceae
Product: 40S ribosomal protein S16
Exons: 1
Biological process (GO): translation; maturation of SSU-rRNA from tricistronic rRNA transcript (SSU-rRNA, 5.8S rRNA, LSU-rRNA)
Cellular component (GO): cytosolic small ribosomal subunit; ribosome
Molecular function (GO): RNA binding; structural constituent of ribosome
Source: RefSeq, a predicted model, not a curated record
AAAACUGCUACUGCUGUUGCCCACUGUAAGCGUGGUCGUGGUCUUAUCCGUAUUAACGGCUCUCCUCUCGAACUUCUCGAACCUGAGAUCCUCAAAUUCAAGGUCUAUGAAGUUAUCCUUCUUUUGGGUGAAGAGCGUUUCUCUAAUGUUGACAUCAGAAUUCGUGUAAACGGUGGUGGUCACACCUCUCAAGUUUAUGCUAUUCGUCAAGCUCUUGCUAAGGCUAUUGUUGCUUUCUAUCAAAAGUUUGUUGAUGAGGCUGCUAAGAAGGAAAUUAAGGAAAUCCUUGUUCAAUAUGAUCGUACUUUACUUGUUGCUGAUCCUCGUCGUUGUGAACCCAAGAAGUUUGGCGGUCCAGGUGCUCGUGCCCGUUACCAAAAGUCUUACCGUUAA